Tripterygium wilfordii is the source of this 1518-nucleotide messenger RNA. RefSeq names its product thiol protease aleurain-like. Gene Ontology annotation, molecular function: cysteine-type endopeptidase activity. Gene Ontology annotation, biological process: immune response. Gene Ontology annotation, cellular component: lysosome. NCBI's taxonomy places the organism in Eukaryota, Viridiplantae, Streptophyta, Magnoliopsida, Celastrales, Celastraceae. The record is from RefSeq and is a predicted model, not a curated record. The transcript is spliced from 8 exons. The coding region runs from base 62 to 1138 and encodes 358 amino acids.
AACAGAACAUCACUCCCGUAUCCUUACUCUGGCUCUCCCAUCACCACUCUGACACACGCAGAUGGCUCGAUUCCCCUUCGCCUCGGCUAUCUUGCUUCUGUUAUGCAGCGCCGCGGCAGCCGGCGGCGUAUCAAGUUUCCUGGACUCCAAUCCUAUCCGGAUGGUUUCCGAAGGCCUCGGUGAGUUGGAGGCCUCCGUCCUCAAAGUCAUCGGCAACACUCACCACGCACUCUUCUUCGCUCGAUUCGCUCACAGGUUCGGGAAGAAGUACGAGGGCGAUAACGAAAUGAAGCUCCGUUUUGCGAUUUUCUCCGAGAAUGUUGAUUUCAUCAGAGCCACCAACCGAAAACGAUUGCCUUACAAGCUCGCUGUUAACAAAUUCGCUGAUUUGACGUGGGAGGAGUUUCGAAGGCAUAGACUAGGAGCUGCUCAGAACUGCUCUGCCACUUUAAAGGGCAAUCACAAGCUUACCGAUGUUAUCCUCCCCGAAAAGAAAGACUGGAGGGAAGAAGGGAUUGUAAGUCCAGUCAAAGACCAAGGCAACUGUGGAUCUUGCUGGACAUUCAGCUCUACUGGAGCUCUUGAGGCAGCCUACAAGCAAGCAUUUGGAACGGGAAUCUCUCUUUCUGAGCAGCAGCUUGUGGACUGUGCAGGAGCCUUUGAUAAUUUUGGCUGCGAUGGGGGAUUACCGUCCCAUGCAUUCGAAUACAUCAAAUAUAAUGGUGGCCUUGAAACGGAGAAGGCAUAUCCCUACACUGGACAGAAUGGUCUCUGCAAAUUUUCAUCUGAGAAUGUUGCGGUGCAAGUCUUGAGCUCAGUCAAUAUUACCCUGGGUGCUGAAGAUGAAUUGAAGCAUGCUGUUGGUCUGGUUCGCCCUGUGAGUGUGGCAUUUCAGGCAAAUAAAGAGUUCUCGUUCUACAAGAGAGGUGUUUUCACCAGUAACACUUGUGGCUCGACUCCUAUGGAUGUGAACCAUGCUGUUGUUGCUGUCGGAUAUGGAGUCGAAGAUGGUGUGCCAUAUUGGAUCAUCAAGAAUUCCUGGGGAGCAGAAUGGGGUGAAAAUGGCUACUUUAAGAUGGAGAUGGGGAAAAACAUGUGUGGUAUUGCAACUUGUGCAUCAUACCCGAUUAUCGUCUGAUCUGAUGACAGAGAAAUGGCAGGAUCGAUUGUCGAGCAGUUAUGACUUGUGAUUCCCUUCUCAUCUUAAUUCGAUCUACAAUGUAAUGAUGUAGCAAUUAUUAUGGCACUGGUUCAAUGUACAAAAUAAACUCUAGACCAAAUGCCCUUGAAAUUACUUGUAUCUCCACAAAGACCUUGUGAAUGAUGCACAGUCAUCUUUAUGAAUAUUGUACUGUGAUGCUAGAGUAUAAGAAAGAGAGCCAGAGUAUUAUCUUUCGAGAAAAUUCUCUCUUAUCUUUUGGCUUUUGGUCUGUGAAGAAUGCAGAAAGAACAGAAACUGUUUGUUUGCAGAAGAAUUUAGGGCUCAUUGGCCUAAUAAAAUUUGAGAACCUUUGUGCU